CAUUGCUGAACCAGAAAAGUGAUCCAAGUUCAAAGGCGGAAAGGAGGAGGAACCAAGCAGAAAUUGGAGGAGUAGAUAGCUGGAGCGCUGCUUGAACAAAUCUGUACUCAUCAGCUUGUCGGGUGGAGAGAUCUAUCCCGAUCAUGCAGGGCCAAUUUGCGCCGGGGCCCGGCGCCCCAGUCCAGCAGCCUGCACAACAGGGGCCAAUGGACCUUCCUUCCGGCAAUCUUCCAGCUGGGUUUGAUGCGAGCGACUGCAAAAGCGUGUAUGUUGGCAACAUCAACCUGAAUGUAACUGAGCAGCUCUUGGCAGAGGUCUUCUCCACGUGUGGGAGCCUGUCAAACUGCAAGCUCAUAAAGAAGGAGAAGUCUUCUUUCGGGUUUGUCGACUUUUUCGACCACCGUUCCGCAGCCCAGGCUUUGCUCACACUGAACGGAAGGAUCUUGAUGGGAGACCCCAUCAAAGUCAAUUGGGCAUUCCAGAGCAACAAGCGAGAGGAUACAUCUAGUCACCACAGCCUAUUUGUGGGUGACCUCUCUCCGGAGAUCACCGAUGCAAUUCUCCACAAGGCUUUCAGUGUGUACCCCAGCAUCUCGGAUGCCCGAGUGAUGUGGGACCAGGCGUCAGGCAGGUCAAGGGGCUUUGGGUUUGUUUCUUUCCGGGAUCAGGCGGAUGCCGAACGGGCUCUCACCGAGAUGAGCGGCCAAAUGCUGGGGUCCCGCCAGAUCCGUUGCAAUUGGGCAACGCGCCAAAAUGCGCCCCAUGGGGGCGGCGGCGGUGGUUUUGGGGGGGGUGGUGGGUUCGGAGGUGGCGGUGCAGUCGGAGGUUUUGCCCAAGCAGUGUCCGGGGGUUUCGGGAUGGGGGGCAACCAAGGCCCAGCCUUCGGCCAGCAGCCGGGCUUCGGAGCGCCUGGGGGCUUCCCCCAGGGGGCCCCCGAUGGUGGCGGGCAGUUUGGACAAUUCCCUGGCCAGGUCGGCUUCCCGAUGGCCGACACCUCGCAGUACACGACGGCGUACAUUGGAAACCUGGCGCAGGAGGUCACGCUGACGGAGCUCCAUCGGCAGUUCCAUGCGCUGAACGUGGGCGUCAUCGUAGACGUCAAGAUCAACCGGGAGAAGGGCUUUGGAUUUGUCAGAUAUCAAACCCACGAGGAAGCGGCUCUUGCUAUUAACGCCAGCAACGGGCUCAUCAUCUGCGGCAAGCCGAUCCGCGUCUCCU
Molecule: messenger RNA, 1218 nt
Organism: Klebsormidium nitens
Lineage: Eukaryota; Viridiplantae; Streptophyta; Klebsormidiophyceae; Klebsormidiales; Klebsormidiaceae
Source: the annotation of a GenBank genome assembly